GCUCAUUGUUCAAAAAUGGAAAGUGACGCCAAGCAAGCCUGUGACGUGGUGCGCGGUGAACGUUGGCGCUUUUUAUUAUUAUUAGUUUGUCAGUGUUUGUCUGUAUUAGGUCAGUAUUGCCAAGGAGGAGAAAAAAUUCAGGAAGUAGAGAUGCCGUCUGCUGAAGUGUGCCCAAUACCAAAAAUGAGUGCCCCGGUUCCAUCCAAAGAGCAAACCUUCAAUAUAGCUGUAUCGUCCAACGACGUAGAAGGACUCGUUCUUGAAAUUAAGGAAAAUUUAAGGUUAUCAAGUGGACCACCAUCGUUGAAGGCAAUACCCUGUAGUCACCUUUCACGGAAGUCGUCUCGUGCGUCACCGUACCGCUUGCCCGGUAAAUAUUUUUGUGAUUCAUGUGAGCCAACCUGUGUUAGACACAAAAAUAAGCAAGCAGAUCUCAAUCAGCAAGAUCCCUAUGAACUUUUGCAAGCUUUGCUCAGGUCCGAAAAUUUGAUAAAUGAAGCUGUUAGAAGGGUGCAAAUGGGAUUUUCCACUAAGAAAUUUUAUUAUGAGUCUGAUGAGGAAUCCUCGAGGAGCUCCAUAUUGGCACUAGAUGACUAAUACCUGAUUUAAGUAGAUGUUUCCUAGAACUCAAAUUUGUUUAUUUAUUAAAAAAUGUUCCUUUUAAAACUUUCUGGCACUGUGUGAUGUGUAUGUUACAUGAAACUGCUGGUCAAAUAAUCUAGUUUGGUUUGUUGGAGAGACCAAGUUAAGAAAUUUGAAAUGGAGCACCAUAGGAUAUCACCUUAAGUAAAAGGAUGCUCCACUUCAGUAUUUCUUUCCGCUUCCACUUUGCAAGCCAACAAGGGUUACUUCAUGAAUUGGGAAAAACCACGUCCAUUUUUCUACUUUAGCAAGUUGUAGUUUUAAAUUGUAUGUUUGUAGUGAGAUAUAAUUUCAAAGCACCUAAGUGUUAUGCACCUAGCUGUUAAUCAAAAUUUGUUAAAAACAAAACUAGGAGUAGGUAUUUAUUCCACAAAAAAACUGCUAGUUAAGAUGCUAACACGAGAUCCGUUGCGACAUACAUUUAGAAAAGCGACGUGUUUGUUUUAAAACUUAGACUUGUUUACAUACUUAUGUAGGUUACCUCUGUUGACGAUAAAUAUUAUAAAGUUCGAAUAGCGAAUUGAAAAUGGCUUCAAAAAAAGUCAAUAAUAAUUCUUCACGUAAUGUUUUUCUACGAGAAUAUUUCCGAGAUUUGUAUGUUCAGGAAGUUAAAUAACAACUGAAUACGAUUUAGUAUUGUUUUGGAAUUAAAUUGACCUUUUUGACCUAUUUUCAAUUUCAUAGUUCAUUUGAUUUUUCGACCAGCAAAGACCAGCUAAUUUACGCUUACUAAUAUUUUAAAAAUUGUGUAUGUAGGUAUGAAUGUGUUUUUUGUAUUCUUGUUACUCUUAGUCUUAUGUAUUAUUUUUAUCUGUGAUUGUAAUACAAUUACUUGAAGUUUUAUAUCUCGAACCCGUAAUCUUUUUCGUAAAUCAAAUAGAAAAUAAUUACAUAUAUACUUCUAACCAUUCGGAUGGAUUUUUACCACAAUGUGGUACUUGGACCAAGUAGUUUAAAUAUAGACAAAAUAAUAAAUUAAGAAAAUAUCUUAUUCGUUCCUUCCUACAAGCUAGUCGGUGUGUUUUUUCGAAUUUUUUCGUGCAAUAAAAUAACUGGUGGCUGUUUUAAACAUAAAAAGCAAUAAAUAUUGAAGGCUUGUGGGGUGAUUAAUACCGAUUAAAGCAAUUUUUUCCAAUGGAUAUUUUGAAUAUUUCUAACGUUUUAACCACAGAAUGGUUGGGUUCAAUCGGAAAUGUUUAGUUCCACUUUUAUCAUAGAAAGACUUAUUGUAAGAACUCUAAGAAUAAUAUAAUAGUGUUUUAAAUUAUUAAAACGUAUUUAGCGAUAAUAAAUAAAAAAUCGGAAAAAUUUGUACUGAAUUUUGUUGCGUAAUAAGUAUGGCAUUAAAGUGCGAGUGGAGACUAAAAAUAAAUUAAUUUGAGCGGGUUCGAGGUUAAGAGAAUCUGAUAGGUAUUUGCGUUUUUCGCAAAUUUACUGCGUAGAAUAAUACAAAAUGUUUCGUGACUUUUUUGACAAAUUGUAGUUUGGCUAUGCUAUUUGGUAACGGUAAUCAGUUCUCAGAUGCAUCUGUUAUUCGGGCAUAGACAUUUUAACUAGUUUUAUGCAAAUAAUGUCUUCAUUAAACAGGACAAUAAUCUGGUCAAAAUGUGAAUUGAUUCUUAAAAAAGUACUUCGAGACAUUUUGUUUUAAUAUAGACUAUUUUUCAGGGAUAAUCGAACUUUUAGCAUAAUAUAGUUUGGUACUAGUUUGUUUAGAAGUGAAUCCCCAUUUUAUUGCCAGGUUGGCAGUUUAUUUAGUGGGAUUUUUUCAUUUUGUAUUUGAAAAUAAGUUUUGUUAGUAAAUAGUGGUCCUAGUUUUUA
Molecule: messenger RNA, 2463 nt
Organism: Anthonomus grandis grandis
Lineage: Eukaryota; Metazoa; Arthropoda; Insecta; Coleoptera; Curculionidae
Exons: 3
Coding region: 16-597 (193 amino acids)
Cellular component (GO): cytoplasm
Source: RefSeq, a predicted model, not a curated record